This is a messenger RNA of Hemicordylus capensis (graceful crag lizard), 5221 nucleotides long. It is a transcript of the gene CASR, whose product is annotated as calcium sensing receptor. Gene Ontology annotation, cellular component: membrane. Gene Ontology annotation, molecular function: G protein-coupled receptor activity; calcium ion binding. Gene Ontology annotation, biological process: detection of calcium ion; G protein-coupled receptor signaling pathway; regulation of calcium ion transport. Lineage: Eukaryota; Metazoa; Chordata; Lepidosauria; Squamata; Cordylidae. The record is from RefSeq and is a predicted model, not a curated record. Bases 604 to 3771 code for a protein of 1055 amino acids. The transcript has 8 exons.
AGAGGAAAAACAGUUUUUUUAAAAUGCCCACAUGAUUUUAGCACACUGUCAGCACUACCCACAAAAAUUUAUGCCUGAGAAAGGGGAGAGGUGGUUAAAAGUACAAAUCCCAUGCAUCCGAGCAGGAAAUUACCCCCUUAUGUUCAGGGUCAUCAUUUAGAACAGGGGUGCACAACUCAAAUACCCUGGUAGGCCGGAACCAACCAUGACUUGGUAUGCAGGGGUUGAGAGCAAAGGAAAAGUGAGAGGAUAUGAGGAGAAAAUUAAACAUGGGGAGAGCAGAACCUGAACUGGAAGCACUGCUCCUAGCAUCAUAAGUUCUAAGAGAAUGUCUUAAAGAUGAGCUCCAUCUAACACCAUAGUGGUUCUGAAGAAACAAGGAACUCUUGCAUCAGACAGAUUGCAAUGGAGAAGUCAAGUGAGGAGAAACCAGCACUGUGGCUACUUUCCUGUGGCUUACCAUGUACCAGAGAUGCCUACCAAAUCCAGAGUGUGCAAUGUUCAGAAGAGAAAAGGCUUGUUGAAGGUUAUUGAGCCUAGUAUUCUUCUUCUGUACCUGUUUUGAAGUUUGCAACAUAAUUCCUUUGUGAAAAAGGAGGAACGAUGACUUUUUAUACUUUCUGUUUGCUCCUCUUUGCGUUUACUUGGAAUACCUCUGCCUAUGGACCAAAUCAAAGGGCACAGAAGAAAGGAGACAUUAUUCUUGGGGGACUGUUUCCCAUUCAUUUUGGAGUAGCUGAAAAACACCAGGAUAUGAAGUCUAGGCCAGAAUCUGGCGAGUGCAUAAGGUAUAACUUCCGUGGUUUUCGCUGGCUGCAAGCAAUGAUCUUUGCCAUUGAAGAGAUUAAUAACAGCCCAGCUCUUCUCCCCAACGUGACCCUCGGAUACAGCAUCUUUGACACCUGCAACACAGUCUCCAAAGCCCUGGAAGCCACACUGAGCUUUGUGGCCCAAAACAAGAUAGACUCCCUAAAUCUGGAUGAGUUCUGCAAUUGUUCAGAGCACAUUCCAUCCACGAUUGCUGUGGUGGGAGCAACUGGUUCUGGGAUUUCUACUGCAGUGGCCAAUCUUCUGAGUCUCUUUCACAUUCCUCAGGUUAGCUAUGCUUCAUCCAGCCGGCUCUUGAGCAAAAAGAAUGAUUACAAAUCUUUUCUGCGUACUAUUCCUAAUGAUGACCAUCAAGCCACUGCCAUGGCAGACAUUGUUGAGUACUUCCGCUGGAACUGGGUGGGAACCAUUGCAGCAGAUGACAAUUAUGGCCGGCCAGGAAUUGAGAAGUUCAGGGAAGAGACAGAGGAAAGAAAUAUCUGCAUUGACUUCAGUGAGCUCAUUACCCAGUACUUGCCUGAGGAUAAGAUUCAGCAGGUGGCAGAAGUUAUCCAGAAUUCCACAGCUAAGGUGAUUGUUGUCUUCUCUAGUGGCCCAGACUUGGAACCUCUGAUCAAACAGAUUGUCAUACAUAACAUCACUGGCAGGAUUUGGCUGGCAAGUGAAGCGUGGGCCAGCUCUUCUCUGAUAGCCAUGCCAGAGUUCUUUCAUGUAAUGGGUGGUACCAUUGGAUUUGCUCUGAAGGCAGGGCAAAUCCCUGGCUUUCGUGGCUUUCUGCAGAAGGUACAUCCUAAGAAAUCAGUCAACAAUGGAUUUAUCAAGGAAUUUUGGGAGGAGACUUUUAACUGCUACCUGCCGGAUGGUAACAAGAAUUACCCAGGUUCUGCUUCCUUCCACAAGGGCCGUGAUGAAGGCACUGGAAAUGGCACAGCUGCCUUCCGUCUUCCAUGCACAGGGGAGGAAAACAUCACCAGUGUGGAGACUCCAUAUAUGGAUUAUACUCACCUGCGGAUAUCUUAUAACGUGUACUUAGCAGUAUACUCCAUUGCCCAUGCUCUGCAGGAAAUAUACACUUGUACGCCUGGGAAAGGGCCAUUCACCAACGGAUCAUGUGCAGAUAUCAAGAAGGUUGAGGCAUGGCAGGUACUGAACCAUCUGCUGCAUUUGAAGUUCACGAAUAAUAUGGGAGAGCAAGUGGUUUUUGAUAGGUUUGGGGACGUAACAGGGAAUUACUCAAUUAUCAAUUGGCACCUGUCACCAGAGGACGGCUCCAUAGUGUUUGAGGAGGUUGGACACUACAAUGUUAACGCCAAGAAUGGAGAGAGGUUAUUUAUCAAUGAAGACAAGAUUUUGUGGAACGGAUUCUCCAGAGAGGUGCCAUUCUCUAACUGUAGCAGAGACUGCUUGCCAGGCACAAGGAAAGGCAUUAUUGAGGGACAGCCUACCUGUUGCUUCGAAUGUGUUGAAUGCACGGAUGGCGAGAUCAGUGACGAGACAGAUCCCAGUAAUUGUGAGAAGUGUUCUGAAGACUCCUGGUCCAAUGAGAACCAUACUGUUUGCAUUCCCAAGCAAAUCGAAUUUUUGUCUUGGACAGAGCCAUUUGGCAUUGCUCUCACUCUUUUUGCAGUGCUAGGCAUUUUCCUAACCUCAUUUGUCCUGGGAGUCUUUACCAGAUUUCGGAACACACCCAUCGUCAAGGCUACCAACCGCGAACUUUCUUACCUUCUCCUCUUUUCCUUGUUGUGCUGCUUUUCCAGCUCCCUUUUUUUCAUUGGCGAACCCCAGGACUGGAACUGCCGCUUGCGGCAGCCGGCCUUUGGCAUCAGCUUUGUCCUCUGCAUCUCAUGCAUUCUGGUGAAGACUAAUCGUGUCCUCCUGGUCUUUGAGGCCAAGAUUCCCACAAGCCUCCAUCGCAAGUGGUGGGGCCUUAACCUUCAGUUCCUCCUGGUCUUCCUGUGCACUUUUGUGCAGAUAGUCAUCUGCGUCAUCUGGCUUUAUACAGCUCCCCCCUCCAGCUUUCGCAAUCAUGAGCUGGAGGAUGAGAUCAUCUUUAUCACCUGCAACGAAGGCUCCUUGAUGGCACUGGGCUUCCUGAUUGGCUACACCUGCCUCCUGGCUGCCAUCUGCUUCUUCUUUGCUUUCAAGUCCCGCAAGCUGCCUGAAAACUUCAAUGAGGCCAAAUUCAUCACUUUCAGCAUGCUGAUUUUCUUCAUUGUCUGGAUCUCUUUCAUCCCAGCCUAUGCCAGUACCUAUGGCAAGUUUGUUUCUGCUGUGGAGGUGAUCGCUAUCCUGGCUGCCAGCUUUGGGCUCUUGGCUUGCAUCUUCUUCAACAAGGUCUACAUCAUCCUCUUCAAGCCCUCGCGCAACACCAUCGAGGAGGUGCGCUGCAGUACCGCUGCCCACGCAUUCAAAGUAGCAGCCAGGGCCACGCUGCGGCGCAGCAACGUGUCUCGCAAGAGGUCCAACAGUCUCGGUGGCUCCACAGGCUCCACCCCCUCCUCAUCCAUCAGUAGCAAAAGCAACCAUGAGAACCCCUUUGCCCAGCCAACUCCUAUUGAGCAGCAGCAGCCGCCGCAUGGAUGUAAGCAAAAAGUGAGCUUUGGAGGUGGGACGGUCACUUUGUCUCUGAGCUUCGAGGAGCACCAGAAGAAUGCAGUAGCCAACAGAAACGCAAAGCACAGGAACUCUUUGGAAGCCCAAAACAGUGAUGAUAGCCUCAUGCGGCAUAAGGCACUGCUUCCUCUGCAGUCCAGUGAGCCACUAGGCACAGAGCCCAAUUUCCAGGCACCCUCAAAUCAAGACACCAAUGCACAGGAACCAGUAUUGGGAGAAACCAAGGAAGGAAGACAGAACUUAGAAGAAGAGCAGCCUCCCUUGUCAGCCACAUACUUGCAGAGUUUUGUAGGCAGUGACUCUGUCAUAGAGAAUACCAUCCAUUCUUAAUCAAGGAGGGACCAAUUCCCCCUGCUUUUCUCCUGAAUGGGGAAAAGGACUGGAAAUAUCUGUUCCACAGCCGAUCGCUUCUAUUAGAAUCGGCAGAGUAAACUCACCUCCAAAGGAAGCGGGGGGAAAGGUUUCAGAAAUGUGUGUCUAGUGAUCCUUUUCAUGAAACUCUGUGUUGGUUGUGGAAGAUAAGAAAAGGAGAAAAUCUUUGGAAGGAGGAAAACCUAUUUUGUCUAGCUGGGUUUUAACAAAAACUUCCCGCUAGAGAACUUCAGCAUCCCACUGGAGUGGCCCAGGCCACCAGCUUGCUUGUUAAUGAACAUGUCUGAGCUGUUCCAAAAACAUGCUCUGCUUUUACAUGAAUGGAUAGUGUCCCUUUUCUUUGUGACGUAUAAUAGUUGCCACUUAUAUGUAAAACUGCUUAGCUUCAUUACAAGAAGGAAAAACUUGCUGCUUUACAGAAAAACAGGACAUGCAGGGAGUGGAGCUGAGGGAAAGUCGUUCUCCAAUCACCCAUGGAAACAUGCAGAAUAAAGUUCAGCCAGUGACCUGAACUUGUAAAGUGUUUAAAAUGAUAGACAUUGCUUCUUGUAUUUACAUAAGAAAAGUGGCCAGUUUGUACUGCUCCUGAUGUCCCCUCUAUAGUGAAGACUGUAUUGCAGUCUUGAGAGACAUCACUGUAUUACACAGAGCCACUUUCCCCACAGAUGUAUAUCUGCUAGAAUAACCUGAGCCUGGCUCACUUUUGUAGGAAGAAAGGAAGGACAGUUUGCACUCCAGUAGGAGUAUUAAGAGAACUUGGUGAGAUGUGCCUAUGACUUAAUUUAGGCCUCCGUUUAUUGUGGGUUUCAUGCCACAAACUGAUAACACUUCAUUCUACAGCCAACACUACACUGUGCUUUGUGUUAACUUCAUUCAAGCCCACAGCCAGUUGUGUGAGUAUGCCAAGCCAUUUUUUGAGUACGCUAAGACAUAAACACGGUAGCAAGGGACAGUUAGAAGAGGAGAAGAUAAGAAAGGUCAUUAGUGGAGAGAAAUGACCCCCUUCCCCCAAUUAAGAUAUGUUGGUGCUGCAGAGCAUAUGCCAGGACCUACCUACACUUUUCAGUUAUACCCAGAGGAAAGCAGGCCCAACUGUCAUGUGACCAGCAAGUUAUCAACAGUGUUUGAUAACAUCACAUUAUAUUGGAGAAGUAGUAACUCAGCUGUGUCCAAAUGCAAUUGACACCAUUUUGGAUACGAGUAUCUGGAAAGCUCGACUCUGUUGCUGAAAGCUACCAAUAGCUCUAGGUACUUAAAUAUAGGCACAAUAUAGCCAGUUUCUGAAAGAACAUUUACCAGUGGGAGCCUUUCAUAAUGGUGGGGUAGAGGGAAAUUUGAAAUGUACAGGUGUGUAAAUAUUGCUCUGUGAUUUUUCAGAAGAAUUAAAGGAAGUGACUAGUAAAUGGUA